Messenger RNA from Lycium barbarum (goji berry), 982 nucleotides. RefSeq names its product ADP-ribosylation factor 2. Gene Ontology annotation, biological process: intracellular protein transport; vesicle-mediated transport. Gene Ontology annotation, molecular function: GTP binding; GTPase activity. Gene Ontology annotation, cellular component: cytoplasm. Lineage: Eukaryota; Viridiplantae; Streptophyta; Magnoliopsida; Solanales; Solanaceae. The record is from RefSeq and is a predicted model, not a curated record. The transcript is spliced from 7 exons. The coding region runs from base 181 to 726 and encodes 181 amino acids.
CCACACCAUUAGAAAUGAAUGGCAUUCUCGUCAUUUCACAAAACCCCAAAUACCCAUUUUCGUAACAUUAAAAAGGCGUGCAUCAAAUUUCCUUGACAUAAUAUAUUUCAGCGUUAAUACUCUCAUUUAGAUCCCUCCUUUAUAAGCUCUUUUUCAGGGAUCAUCAACAAGGAAGCGAAAAUGGGGUUGACAUUCACCAAGCUCUUCAGUCGGCUUUUUGCCAAGAAAGAAAUGCGCAUUCUAAUGGUUGGUCUCGAUGCAGCUGGUAAGACCACCAUAUUGUACAAGUUGAAGCUCGGAGAGAUCGUCACUACUAUUCCUACCAUUGGUUUCAAUGUGGAGACUGUUGAGUACAAGAACAUCAGCUUCACUGUUUGGGAUGUCGGGGGUCAAGACAAGAUCCGACCAUUGUGGAGGCACUACUUCCAGAACACUCAGGGUCUCAUUUUUGUGGUUGAUAGCAAUGAUAGAGACCGUGUCGUAGAAGCAAGAGAUGAAUUGCAUAGGAUGUUGAAUGAGGAUGAACUUCGGGAUGCUGUGCUUCUAGUUUUUGCUAACAAACAAGAUCUUCCUAAUGCGAUGAAUGCUGCUGAAAUAACUGACAAGCUUGGACUGCACUCCCUCAGGCAGCGCCACUGGUACAUCCAGAGCACUUGUGCAACUUCUGGAGAGGGGCUUUACGAGGGACUUGAUUGGCUUUCUAACAAUAUUGCUAACAAGGCCUAAAAGUGAUGCAGAUUUGUUAUUGCGGGUUGAUCCUGGAUGCAGGCGGGUUUUUAUCUAGUUAUUUUUUCUUCUCAAGUCGGUGUGGUUAUGAAUAUCUUCUUGAAAGCAUUUUGUGUCUUCAUAGGACCUUUUUUUUUGUAAUGGUUGUGUAAUACAAUGGUCGAAUAUAUGUAAUUGCUGUUUGAUUAGGUAUAUUGUCAUAAAUUUGUAAACAAAGACUAGCUUUCAUAGUGCGUUGCAUUUGUUAAUGGUUAAA